Molecule: messenger RNA, 219 nt
Organism: Batrachochytrium dendrobatidis JAM81
Lineage: Eukaryota; Fungi; Chytridiomycota; Chytridiomycetes; Rhizophydiales
Exons: 1
Coding region: 1-219 (72 amino acids)
Source: RefSeq, a predicted model, not a curated record
AUGCCAACAGCAGAAAUCAGUCGAGGCAUGUGCAAAGAGUCGCUCAAGUCUACAAAAGGCAAACAAAAUAACAGAUCAGACCCCAUUUUUCUACUCGACAUAAAAAAAAAGAUAAAAAGAUGGUAUAGAAGGCUGCAUCAGAGACGAAAAAGCAUCAACACAAUGUGUUCAGAGACUCUAGUUUGUUUAAAUGUCAAGGUCAUCAACAGCAACCUCUAA